Messenger RNA from Linum trigynum, 3130 nucleotides. NCBI's taxonomy places the organism in Eukaryota, Viridiplantae, Streptophyta, Magnoliopsida, Malpighiales, Linaceae. The record is from the annotation of a GenBank genome assembly.
GGGGUGAUCAAUGCGUACUAAGACAUAUCAGUAAUCUAACGAUGUCAGCAUGCUAUGAUCACCAGACGAUAUUAGUAUGCUAAGGCACUUGCCGUCAAUGUCAUAUAAGCAUACAAUUGUGUCUACUUCUCCAGUCUCCUUCAAGUUCAUUUCAGACUUCAGACGUGUUUCCUCAAAUUUGCCUGAUGUGCCUGCGUGUGCACAGUGCAAACAAGGAGAGGCACUGAGUCAGGUAGUCAGCAAGUCAACAUCACCAAAUUUCCACUGCCGGAUUCGAUACGUCUCUCUCUCUCUCUAUCUCUCUCUCUCUCUCUCUCUCUCUCUCUCUCUCUCUCUCUCUUCGUUUCAAUUCCUCGAAAUCUCAUAAAGAUAUCUCCUUUAUUCAUCCAUCAUAUCUGAGAUUCUGAGUAUCGUAGUUUUUCGUUAAAUUCACAGUUCAUUGAGUAGAGAUCAAGAGAACAAGUCAAAAAUGGCAGAAGAACACUUCCCGCCAUAAACACAAGAGCUCCAUCCAUGGCCGGCGUGAACCCUUUCACCUUUACACGUCUCUGUUUCACAAUCUUCUGCUUCAACUUCUUUCUGAUCUUUCAGUUUCACUGCUCAACGGCCCAGCAGCAACCACGGUUUAAAGCGGCGUACUGGCUUUCCGGCAGCGACUACCCAAUCGCCGACAUAGACUCAUCUCUCUUCACCCACCUCAUCUGCGGAUUCGUCACCGUCAACUCCUCCACCUUCCAGCUCUCCCCCACCCCAUCGGAUUUCCACAACUUCACCGCCAUCGUCCGCCGCCGCAACCCCGCCGUCACGACCCUCCUCUCCGUGUGGAACGGCCAGCAACAGACCGCCCGAGCCAUCGCCGGCGAGAACGUCGCCCCUGAUUCCGUCCUCUCCGCCGCGGCUGCCACCCCUUCCCGCCGGAAUUCCUUCAUCGAGUCCACAAUUCGAACCGCCAGACUCCAUGGGUUCCAUGGAAUUGACCUGUCCUGGAUCUGGCCCAACGGCACCGACGCGGCGGCGAUCGGACCUUUACUGGACGAAUUCAGAUCCGCCAUUGAUUCCGAAUCGGAAAGCUCGAACAAUUCGAAGCUGACCCUGACCAUGGCGGUUCGUCGCUCCCCAAAUUUCGGAUCCCUCAGCUACCCAGUUCAAUCCAUGGCGAGGAAUUUGGAUUGGGCCAAUAUCUUUGCGUUCGAUUACCACCUACCGACCAAAGAGAAUUUCACGGCGAACCACGCCGCCAUCUUCAACCCUUCCGGCGACCGAAAUGCCUCAACAGAUGCCGGAGUCAGAGAAUGGAUUCGGGUCGGGUUUCCGGCGACCAAACUGGUUCUGGGAUUGCCGUACCAUGGCUACGGCUGGAAGUUGGCGAAUCCCGGGAAUAACUCACUGGGAGCUCCGGCGACGGGACCAGAUACGACGAUCGCCGGCGAUAUGGGGUACAAGCUGAUCAAGUCUAUUAUUCAGAACUAUGGAUUUGGAGCUAGAGCGACGUAUAACUCGACUUACGUCGUGAAUUACUUCAUUGUGGGUUCGACUUGGAUCAAUUACGACGGGGUGGAAGCGAUUCGAGCGAAAGUUUCGUACGCCAUGGAAAUGGGACUCGCUGGUUUUAUUGCGUUCCAGCUGAGCAAUGACGAUAACUGGGAGCUCUCUCGCGCAGCUCAAUUGGUCGACAUGGAUGGAGGUGGAAACAGGCGGCAUUUGCUGCUGAAAAUCUUGCUCCCAAUCGCUGCAUUCAUCAUUCUAUCCGCCAUUGUUCUCUGCUACAUUCGAAACAGAGUAUUAAAGAAGCCCAAAGAAUCCAUGUUCCAUGGCGACAACAGUUCAGAACAAGCCAAAGCCUUGCGCUCCUCGUCACCAGUCUUCUUUGGCAGCAGAGAGCCUCCAAAUCUGCAGGCAUUCACCUUCUCCGAAAUCAAAGCUGCCACCAACAACUUCUCCACCGAAAACGUGCUAGGAUCUGGUGGGUUUGGCCCUGUCUACAAGGGUGUGUUGCCUAGAGGGGAGGAAAUAGCAGUGAAGAGGCUUUCAGAAUCAUCGACGCAGGGGAUUGAUGAGUUCAGGAACGAGGUUUCGCUCACUGCGAGGCUUCAGCAUGUGAAUCUGGUCAGGGUGGUGGGAUUCUGCACCGAAAAGGAAGAGAAGAUGUUGGUCUAUGAGUUCAUGCCGAACAGAAGCUUGGACUUUUAUUUAUUCGAUCCUGUGAGGAGGUUGAAGUUGGAUUGGGACAAGAGGGUUGGGAUCAUUGAAGGAGUGACUCAAGGCCUCUUGUACCUCCAAGAGUACUCGAAUUUCACUAUAAUUCACAGGGAUUUAAAGGCCAGUAAUAUUUUGCUGGACGAUGGGAUGAAGCCAAAGAUUUCGGAUUUUGGGAUGGCGAGACUGUUCAGGAAAGAUAUGGAUGAGGCCAACACUAGUAGGAUUGUCGGAACAUAUGGAUAUGUUCCUCCCGAGUACUUGAAGCAAGGCAUAUACUCGAUGAAAUAUGAUGUUUAUAGUUUUGGGGUUGUGCUCCUACAAAUUAUUAGUGGCAAAAGGACCCAACGUUACUAUGGUAUAAAUGAAGAUUUACAUCUCUUAGAACAUGCUUACGAAUAUUGGAGAAUUGGUGAAGGAAUGGAAUUCUUUGACUUAGCACUGGACGAUUCUACAUCGCAUUGUAAGUUGAUGACCUGUCUACAACUAGGAUUGUUGUGCGUUCAAGAAAAUCCGAACGAUAGGCCGACAAUGUUGGAAGUAUUAUCUAUUCUGAGAAAUGGUGUUCAAGAGAUGAGUAUACCAAAAAGGCCUGCAUUUUCAACCAAAAAGGAAAGGAUGGGGGAAACUGAAUCGAGACAAACUUCUAGAUCGCAACAAGGAGUAUGUUCGUUUAAUGAUGAUGAUAUCUCUCAAGUGGAGCCUCGUUGAUUUGCAUAAUAGUGUUUUUUUAGAAAGAUACUAACAAGAUUCUCUUGUAGACCAUUUUUCGAUUUAUGGGUUUUAUCCUUGUACAAGAGUCAUACUAUUCUUUUCUGUAUAGUUUCAAUCAUAUAUGCUCAGUUCAUGCGUUGUACAUAUCCUCUCCGUCAAUAAUAUUCGCCAUGAAAAUUCUCAUAAAUAAUUUUGUCCAAAAGAAAAGAUGACUCUUAUG